Molecule: messenger RNA, 1787 nt
Organism: Uloborus diversus
Lineage: Eukaryota; Metazoa; Arthropoda; Arachnida; Araneae; Uloboridae
Product: prostatic acid phosphatase-like
Exons: 9
Coding region: 53-1153 (366 amino acids)
Biological process (GO): dephosphorylation
Molecular function (GO): phosphatase activity
Source: RefSeq, a predicted model, not a curated record
CGAAUUUAUACCGCGCUUUUUGCUGCUUGGAAUUUGUGUUUUUGACAUCGGGAUGAAGCGUGUGUGGAACUUGGGUUGUUGGCAAAUACUUUUGCUUGUCUACUGCGGCAAUGCAGCGGAAGCUUGUACGAGAGAGGAGCUUGUUAUGAUACAAAUCGUUUCUCGCCAUGGUAGUACAUCGCCGAGGGCAACAUAUCCAGAAGAUCCAAACCCUGUCUCAACAUGGAAGGAAGGAUUGGAUGACCUGAUAAUGCUCGGAAAAUUUCAACCUUAUGCUCUUGGAUGCCAUAUACGAGCCCUUUACGAGGAUUUCAUUACUUCGGAUCCCACUGAGGUUGAAGUUACAAGCUCUGCACAACCAAAAAGUGUUAAAAGUGCGCAAUCGCUACUGGCUUCUCUUUACGCACCUUCUCCGUACUGGGAAGUGGUUCAAAACUUUUCUUGGCAGCCUAUUCAUAUCAAGUAUGACAAAGAAGAAGAUGAUAUGUAUUUAUCAAACCCAGCUUGCCUUGCUGCAGAUAAAGAAUUAGAGCGAGUAAUGGCACGGGAGUCUACUGCAGUCUUCCAAGGUUAUAAGGAGCUGAUAUAUUUCUGGCAGCUAAACAGUGGUUGGGAAUUACAGAGCAUCCGGGACAUUGAUAUGCUGUAUGACGUGUUGUUUAAAGAAGCUUCUUAUAAUCUGACAGUUCCAGAUUGGGCUAAAUCCUCUUGGAAUGAAUUAAAGUUUUGCCACGAACUUGCUUCUAUCUCCAGAUCAAAAACGAAAGUGUUGCAGAGACUCCGAGGAGGACCACUCGUCGGCCUGACUGUUGAAAGGAUGAAAAAAAGAAUUGCUGAUGAAACUGAUCAAAAGAAAGUUGCUGUGUACAUGACGCAAGCGGAGAACAUCGCUGCGUUUUUGUCAGCCAUGGGUAUGUGGAAUUUCCAACAGCCUGGACCCUGCUCGACAGUCCUCAUCGAGUUGUACAAGCAUGAAGGCAAUCCUUUCGUUCGUUAUCUGUACGUCAAUUCAACCACUCCCGAAAAACAGCCGCAACUUAUCUACCCUCUGACUGUUCCGGGGUGCACCGAAUUCUGCCAUUUGGAUUACAUAAUUGAAUACACCAAAGCCAUGAUCCCGACCGACUGGAAAGAUGAAUGUCGGAUUAUUUGAUAGCAAUUAUUUGAAAGAAAGAAUGGGGAAGAGUUAAAAUAACUGUAAACUAUUUUGCAUGAAAAAAAAUAAUAAAUGUUUUAUACAAAUCAUUCAUAUUGUGCUUACACAUGAGACUUUGAAAGUCUUGAAGUUAAUAAGCUGAAAGUUUCCGCCCCAUAGCCAAAGCAAGCCCACUACAAUCAAAUACUACUCGAUCACCGAUAAGAUGGAAAGGCUCACCCAUUUUGCGUGCGGACUGGAGGAAGCCAAUCAUUGGCUUCGAAAAUGCUGAGGCAAAGAACUCAAGACACAUGGACCAACUUAGACGAAUGGAAGACUCGUUUUACGUGAAACAAGUGUAAAGAAUUCUGAUUUCUUCAAGUGACGACGAUUUCGGGGGAGGGGGGCAAGGGGGAAAGCUCCCCCCACUUUUCAUAAUCGAUUUGUUUAUUUUAUUUUCGAAUUUAGGAACAAAAGCUACAAAUUAUGAAAAAUGCAGAAAUGUCAAAACUUUCAGAACAUUGUAUAUCUGUUUAGCACACAUUAUUUUGCCCAAGCAAUAACUUUUAGUUUAUGUAUUCAAAUUCAGUGUUUCGAUAUUAGUAAAUCCAAUGUUUUACUUAAACAAGCCAUACUUGAAAUACACCGCCAG